AGCACUCGACCUGAUUAGCUCCGAGCCUUUGCGAGAUCUGGGAGAGGAAGGUUCAGUUGUCGCGAGAGUGAGUCGUCAGUCGUCUGGCGGCGUGGCUGUGCACGUUGUUGCCCCGCUACCGGUCAGUCCCAGCUCCUUUCUCAGUUGCCGGGGUAUCGCUGAGGCCGUGGGCUCAUCGGGUCACUCGUAGGAAGGCUGUGCGUGCGCCAUGGGCAAAGCCAGGGGCAAGGCCCUGGGGAGCCAGGCCGGGGGCCGGAAGGCCAAGCCCCCCGCCAAACCCAACCCCUUCGAGGUGAAGAUCAACCGGCAGAAGUUCCAGAUCCUGGGAAGGAAAACGCGCCACGACGUGGGCCUGCCGGGGAUAUCCAGAGCCAAGGCCAUCAAAAAGCGUACACAAACGCUACUAAAAGAGUACAAAGAAAGGGACAAGUCUAAUGUAUUUACAGAUAAACGCUUUGGGGAAUACAAUGCUAAAAUAAGUCCAGAAGAAAAGAUGAUGAAGAGGUUUGCUCUAGAACGGCAGCGUAACAAUGAAAAGAAAAACAUUUAUAAUCUCAAUGAAGAUGAAGAAUUAACUCAUUAUGGCCAGUCUUUGGCAGAUAUUGAAAAAUUUAAUGACAUUGUCGAUAGUGACAGUGAUACUGAAGAAAGAGGAAUGUUAUCUGCUGAGCUAACUGCUUCCCAUUUUGGAGGAGGUGGCGGGCUCCUUCGCAAGAAAACAUCUGAACCAGGAGAGGAGGAAGAGAAACCAAAGUCACGCAAAGAACUAAUUGAAGAGCUCAUUGCAAAAUCAAAACAAGAGAAGCGUGAGAGACAGACUCAACGAGAAAAUGCCCUUGAACUCACUGAGAAAUUGGACAGUGAUUGGAAAGAAAUCCAGUUCCUGCUUUCUCACAAAACCCCAAAAUUGGAAAAAAAGGAUAAAGAAGAGAAACCUAAGCCUGAUGAAUAUGACAUCAUGGUCCGGGAGCUUGGAUUUGAAAUGAAGGCACAGCCCUCGGACAGGAUGAAGACUGAGGAGGAGUUGGCCAAAGAGGAGCAAGCACGACUCCAAAAACUUGAGGCUGACAGACUUCGCCGGAUGCUUGGAAAGGAGGAAGAUGAAAAAAUUAAGAAACCAAAGCACAUGUCAGCAGAUGAUUUAAAUGAUGGCUUCGUCCUAGAUAAAGACGAUCGGCGUUUACUUUCUUACAAAGAUGGAAAGAUAAAUCAAGAAAUAGAUGACCCUAAUGAGGAGGAACAAGCCCAAGAAGGCAGUGAAGAAGACAAUGAAAGGGAAGGGGAUGAAGAGCUGGAUACUGAGGAUUCAGAAGAAAGUGAUGCCCCAGAUAGUCAUUCUGACCUUGAAUCUAAUAUGGACAGUGAGGAAGAAGACAUUGUACAUGAGAAUCAAAAGAAAAAGCAAGUCCAGGCACCUGAAAAAAAUCCAAGUGAUGCAAACCAAAAAGCAAUGAGAGAAGCUGCUAGAUCUGAACUCCCAUAUACAUUUGCUGCUCCUGACUCCUAUGAGGAACUUAAGUCUUUACUCUCAGGAAAAUCAACAGAACAGCAACUUGUGGUGGUCGAAAGAAUUCAGAAAUGCAACCAUCCAAGUCUUGCCGUGGGAAACAAAGCAAAAUUAGAAAAACUGUUUGGCUUCCUCUUGGAGUACAUUGGGGAUUUGGCUACGAAGACUCCACCAGAUCUAAAUACUAUUGACAAGUUAGUUGUGCAGUUGUACAAUCUUUGCCAGAUGUUUCCUGAAUUUGCAAGCAGCUCUGUUAAAUUUGUCCUCAGAGACGUUGUGCAUGAGAUGGAAGAAAUGAUUGAAAUCAAAGGCCGUGCAGCAUUUCCGGGAUUAGACGUGCUCAUUUAUUUGAAAAUUACUGGAAUAUUAUUUCCAACUUCUGACUUCUGGCAUCCAGUAGUGACUCCUGCACUGGUGUGCAUGAGUCAAAUCCUGACCAAGUGUCCUGUUGUGUCACUCCAAGACGUUGUCAAAGGACUAUUUGUGUGCUGCUUGUUCCUGGAAUAUGUAUCUUUGUCCCAGAGGUUUGUACCUGAACUUAUUAACUUCCUUGCUGGGGUGCUUCACAUAGCAACUCCCAACAAAGGUGCUUCAGGUUAUACUCUGGUGCAUCCUUUCAAACCACUAGGAAGGAAUUCAGAACUGCUCCUUGUUACUGAUAAGGAAGAUAUGGACACUUGGCCCAAAAAAGGCCUCCCCCUCAGUAAAGUGAAUGGCUUAAAAGAAAUCAGUGAAACAGAAACAAAUCACAUCAGGUUAUCAUGCAUAUCUGUAUGUUUAAAUCUCAUUAAACGCUGUUUAUCUAUGUAUGGUACACUACCAUCUCUUCCUGAAAUAAUGAAGCCUAUCCAAGUCCUCCUUACUGAGCACAUUCCCAAGUGUGGAUACCCCAAAGAGCUGCAGGAGCUGUGCCAAAGCAUAUUACAAGAAAUGGAAAACCAAGAAAAAAAUUACCAACCUUUAGUAUGUGAAAAGAGCAAGCCAGUGCCUCUGAAGCUAUUCACACCCAAACUGGUGAAAGUCCUCGAGUUUGGAAGAAAACAAGGGAGCAGUAAGGAGGAGCAGGAAAGGAAAAGAUUAAUUCACAAGCACAAACGGGAAUUUAAAGGAGCAGUCCGUGAAAUUCGCAAAGAUAAUCAGUUCCUGGCUAGGAUGCAACUUACAGAAAUCAUGGAAAGGGAUGCUGAAAGAAAGCGAAAAGUAAAACAACUUUUUGGUAGCCUGGCUACCCAGGAAGGCGAAUGGAAGGCCCUGAAGAGGAAAAAGUUCAAAAAAUAAGUUUAUGAGCAGAAAAUAACUUAUUUUGUAUUUGUACCUAAGCCAAGACUCUUCCAAAUUUAGAGUGAAUUUUUUAUCCAGGUUCCCUGGAUAGUGCUGCACAGAUACAGGCUCUAAUGUACACAUUGGAGCAUCAAUCAAGGAAUCAAGUCAAUUCCUUAACUGUUAAACUAUAAGUGACUUUUGGUAUAUUUUUGUAGUUUAAUAAAACUUCAACCUGGAAGAAAACUAGCUAAUUUCUAACUGAGUUAGUGGAGAGGCUAAGUGAAGGUUUACCAGCAGGCCCAUUUCACUUCCGCCUCCUCCUUCUCAAGCGCACUCAGACAGAGCCCUUGGAAAGUCCAGAAUAGGGAGUGCAGUCCUGGUCUUCAGGGCCUUGGAGUUAUCCUUCAAAGCAGUGAUUCUCCGUGGGAAGCUGUAGGAGUUUGGACUGAGGUGGGCUGAAUGCUUUUGAAAGUAAACUCCUGAUGAUGACA
Messenger RNA from Dromiciops gliroides (monito del monte), 3261 nucleotides. RefSeq names its product NOP14 nucleolar protein (gene NOP14). Gene Ontology annotation, cellular component: nucleolus; small-subunit processome; Noc4p-Nop14p complex. Bases 209 to 2785 code for a protein of 858 amino acids. The transcript has 18 exons. Gene Ontology annotation, biological process: maturation of SSU-rRNA. The record is from RefSeq and is a predicted model, not a curated record. NCBI's taxonomy places the organism in Eukaryota, Metazoa, Chordata, Mammalia, Microbiotheria, Microbiotheriidae.